UAUUAUCACUUGAAAACAAUUGAAUAUAAAAUUAAAAUAAUUAUUUUUUAUUGAAUUUGUAAUCAUAUGGAUAAUCACUGAUAUAUUAUAUAACAUAACAUAUUAUCCAUAUAUUAAUAAAUCAAAUGAACUGAUCCACAACAACAACAACAAGAUUUGCAAUCGAGAGAGAGAUUGAGAGAAGAGUGGUCACUGAUGUCCAYCGCAUUUACCGAAGAUUUGGUCAACAAAAGUGGUGACAAACAAAUUGAAAAGCCGUGUGAUAUCGACAUUAGCCGUUGAACUGACCACUUGUUAUUGUAGUAGUAGUAGUAGUAGUCAUACAAACUAAACAAUGAUUGGUUUCAAUCCGUCGGCUAAGACACGUCCGGACAAGAAGUGGCAACCGUCGGGCGUUACGUGGCGUCACGCGACUGCCGGUGCUGUUAGCGGUUGCGCCACUCGUUUUAUUUGUCAACCGYUGGAUAUCAUUAAAAUACGAUUUCAAUUACAACUGGAACCGAUUCGCCGACACAGUGUAUCAUCGAAAUACCGGUCGAUACCGCACGCCGUCCGCACAAUUGUAGCCGAAGAAGGUUUCCGAGCCCUCUGGAAGGCCCAUCUCUGUGCCCAAGCGUUGUCCGCCGUCUACGGUAUGAUACAGUUUUCAUCGUUCGAGUUGUACACCGAAGCCAUGAAUCGUUCGUGGCUUAUGGACAGUGACCGCCAACGGGAAUUUGCUCGCCGACAUCAACACACCGUACACUUUCUCUGCGGAUCGAUGGCCGGCUUCAGUGCCACACUGGCCGCCCAUCCACUAGAUGUGAUCCGAACGCGUUUGAUAGCGCAGUCCGAACCGCGUACUUAUCGCUCAACACCGCACGCCUUUCGCAUGAUUGUUGGCCGCGAAGGUCUACGCGGACUGUUUCGCGGUUUGGUUCCGACACUCGUCCAGAUUGCACCGUACACUGGYAUGCAGUUUACGGUCUACAAUACGGUCUACAAUCUAUUUGAUAACAUAUCCGAAAAGAGUUCGAUAAACAAAUUGAUAAAACUAACCGAAGAUGACGAUCCCGAUCAUCAGACACACAACUCGUGGAUACAUUUUGAGAAAACCUUUGUCUGCGGUGCCAUUUCCGGACUGUUAGCCAAACUGACUGUCUAUCCGCUUGAUUUGAUUAAAAAACGACUACAAGUCGAAGGUUUUCAGAAUUCGCGUCGCGGUUUCGGCGCAGUGGCCACCUAUAAAGGUCUGGUCGACUGUAUUGUUCAGAUURUACGCCAGGAACGGAUGCUUGCCUUCUAUAAGGGUCUAACUCCUAGUCUAGUGAAGGCCGCACUGGUUACGGCUUUUCAUUUUUCGCUCUACGAAAAUGCCUACAAAUUUUUGUCGUCCAUUUGAAUUUACCGACCCGUUAAGUGAAACAGUGGACAGACAUUAAACAAACAAAACAAAACAAAAAGGUUUUACAUUUCACAAGUAUUAUUAUACUUACCGUAGUAUUGUAUUGACUGUAUUUCUAUGUAUGUCUGUCUAUAUGUGUGUGACUAUUACGAUCAAUAUUUGUCACCCGAAUUGAACUGAAAUUUGAAAUGAAAA
Oppia nitens is the source of this 1579-nucleotide messenger RNA. RefSeq names its product mitochondrial thiamine pyrophosphate carrier-like. NCBI's taxonomy places the organism in Eukaryota, Metazoa, Arthropoda, Arachnida, Sarcoptiformes, Oppiidae. Bases 335 to 1381 code for a protein of 348 amino acids. The record is from RefSeq and is a predicted model, not a curated record. Gene Ontology annotation, molecular function: thiamine transmembrane transporter activity. The transcript has 3 exons. Gene Ontology annotation, biological process: thiamine pyrophosphate transmembrane transport. Gene Ontology annotation, cellular component: mitochondrial inner membrane.